Messenger RNA from Symbiodinium natans, 918 nucleotides. The record is from the annotation of a GenBank genome assembly. NCBI's taxonomy places the organism in Eukaryota, Dinophyceae, Suessiales, Symbiodiniaceae.
AUGAAGACUUGGCUGAUGAGCACUGGGCUUCCAUAUGUGCAAACGCACUCCACCAUGUUGCUGAACCAUCAGCGACGGGCAAGUUUUGUCACCGACUUUGCCAUCCAAGCACAUCAAGACUUGUGGCUCAGUGGUUCCUUAGAGCAGUCAACAGCAGAGGCCAUGGCAGUUCGUCGACGCGGCAGCUCUAGCGCUGGAGGGCUUCUUGUUGCCUUGACUGCUUCAGCUUUGAUGCGGGAAGGCUUCGUCUGCGGGAGCAAGCCCGAGCACGUUGUGCCGCGGCAAGUCGCGCAGCCCAACAGUCCAAGUCACAGCCGGCGAUUCAUCAUGGUUGCUCUGGCCUUGCUUGCUCGCGCAGAAGGCACUGCUGCAGAAGCAGCCCCCAUCCAGUACAAUGCCCAGCUGGCCGGGGACUUGAGCGAAGCUCAGAAGAAGGACAUCAAAGCAUACCUGGAGCGCCACAGAGAUACUCCAGCAGCCGAUGUGGUUGUGGGGAAGCAUGAGCUGAAGGUCUACGUGAAGCCGACUGCUGAAGAGUUGACACCCGGCAGCCCCGAGUUCAAGGCUCGCGUAGCGAUGGUGCUCCCACAGCUGGGUGACCGACUCGUUGACGCGAAAACGGCUGAGAAGAUGAUUCAGGAGGGAGCGGUCCUUAUCGACGUUCGCACCCGAGAGCAGGUCCUGGAACAGACGGGCGGUGAGCUGCCGAAGGCCGCUACGCUGGUGCCCCUGGAUGACUGGGCGGGACGACUGCCCCCACCGGUGAUGAGAGGCAAGAAGGUGAUCCUCACCUGUUUCCACGGAAACAAGAGCGCGCUGGCGUGGGAGUCGCUGCGCUCCCAGUUCGCUGAUGCCUACGUUCUGGAGGGUGGGGUCAUGGGAUGGAAAGCUGCUGGCAUGUCCACUCGCCGGGUGUAA